AUGGAUAAACCUCAUGAGGAAUCACAAGAAACGAAACUGAUACUGGCUGAGAUUUAUGCAAUGAUCAAUGAAGUGCCAUCUAUUGUGUGCUUUCCUGAGACUAAUAAACUUUCUGAUUUCCUUCAUAAGAUUGACGGAGUCAAGUCUAAAGUAAGAGACUUGUAUGUUGUCAGUUCUUUUGCUUCACAAUUUGAUUCUCCAAGGACUAAUUCAAUCGGAUUCCUUGAUACCCUCUUAGAAGAUCUACACAAUAUGCUGGAAAGAGGGGUGGAGUUUAUCCCUUCGGUAAAAAAUCGCGUUAUAGGCGUCCAUGAUGGCCUUUCAUUGCUAAGGCCAUUUCUCCAAUAUGACUUGGAGCUACAAAGUGAGGACAAUAAAUUUAGAAAUCUACAGACGCGGAUCGUCAAUGUUAUAAAUUUUGCUACAUAUGUUAUAAAGUUGUGCGCAACCAUGAGUUUUUCUGUUUGGUUUGGUAUUAUAUGCCUACCGAUUGUCCUGCAAGACAUAAAGCUUGUAAAAUGUGGCAUUGAAGAGAUUGAAGAUGACCUUUGCUUGUACAGAAGCAAAAAGCUCACUACUGAGAUGGAGGUAGAGUCUAAUAGUUCUUCGUUACCUCGUGGCAUAACUUCCAAUCAUGAAGGAGCUUUAAUAGGAUUCAGGGAGGAUGCAAAAUCAAUAUUGAAUCAUCUUCUAGGAGGAGAAAAAGCUCUCACUAUCAUUUCCAUUUCUGGGAUGCCUGGCCAAGGCAAGACCACAUUGGCCAAAAGGAUUUUUCAUGAUCCUUCCAUUCGGUAUCAUUUUCACAAAACCGCUUGGUGUUUUGUGGGAAAAGAAUGUAAAAUGAAAGAAUUAAUGGCCAGCAUCUUAUGGUUUGAUAUUGACAAGAAGGAUCAGGAGAAAUGGGAAAUCCAAGAGUUGGCCAACUGUCUGCGGAAAAGCUUGAAGGGGAAAAGAUAUUUCGUAGUUUUGGAUGACAUAUGGGAUGUUGAUAUGUGGCGCCAAGUGGAAGAAUCGUUUCCAGAUGAUAGAAAUGGAAGCCGCAUCUUGUUUACAAGUCGGAAUCAUGAUCUUGCAUUACAAUCAAAGCCGAAUUCAGUCUCUCAUAGUCUUCCCUUAUUUUCUGAUGAGGAAAGUUUGGAAUUGGCAAAAGAUAUACUUUCUUAUCAUGAUGGUUUUCCCUCGAAACUUUUAGAGGUAGGAAGAGAAAUUGCAAUACGUUGCAAAGGGUUACCUUUGGCGGUAGCCCUCAUUGCUUCUUACCUCAAAUGCAUACCACAAGAAUUGGAUUUGUGGAUGAAAGUAGCAAAGAAUUUGAAAUCACAUCUCGCAAGUGAAGGGUGUAUGCAGAUAAUCGAGCAUAGUUAUAAGAAUUUGCCAAUUCAUUUAAAACCAUGCCUUUUAUAUUUUGGAGCUUUUCCUCGAGGCGCAAUAGUUUAUGCCGGAGUUUUGAUGCAUCAUUGGAUUGCCCAAGGAUGGAUACUUAGAAAUGAGCAGGAGAGCUCAAAAGAUUUGGCAAGACAAUACUUGGAUUAUCUGGUUUCACAAAAUUUAGUUAUUGUCAUUCAAAGAGGUUCAAUGGGGACGAUAAAGCGUUGUAUGGUCCACGAUCUUAUAUAUGACUUGUGCUUGCAGAAAACCCUUGAAGAUAAUUUGUUACAGUUGGUAGACUGUCGUGCUAUUCCUCAGGAGUAUAAUCAUCACCAGCGUUGGCUUUCCAUCCGUUACAAUUGGUUAAAUUUGACCCAACUGAGAUUUAGCUCUACCAACAAAAACAAACUACCAACUAAUCAGGUUUAUUCUUUACACUGGUGUGAUUUUGUACCAACAAAUUAUAAGAUCGUGUGUGACUUUUUGAGCAAUUUUAGAGUUCUUACGAUAUUGGACACAAUCAAUAUGCGUUUGGGAGACUCUACAGUUCCUGAAAUAAUAUUGAUCAAUAUUCAUUUGAGAUACUUGGCCUUACGUGGUUCGUUUCGUUUCAUUCCAAGGUCAUUAGCUACAUUGUGGAACUUGGAGACACUUGUUAUAUUUGCAGAAAGUUAUAUUUUGCAGCUGCCAAAUUUCUUAUGGGAGAUCAAAAGUUUACGCUCAUUGCGUGUUGAGAAAUCUUGUACUGACUUCGAUGGUUUUCGACGAAAUCCAUCCACAAUGGCCGCAGCAAGUAAUGUCCACACACUUAGCGGAGUGAUUAUUUCUUACAAUGUUGAGAUGCUUGAGUUUCUAAGAAGUUUAUCAAGGCUAAGGAAGUUAGAUUGCUACUAUGAUACAGAGUUACAUCCAAAGUGGUUAUCCAUGUUUGGAUCAUUGAGAAAACUGGAGAGCUUAAAGAUUGAUAGGCACAUCUCAUUUGAUGCGAUUCCCGAUUGCCGGAAAAAUGGAAGAACUAACCUUCCUAACUUCCCUGAUACUCUUAAGAAGUUGUGUUUGUGGCAUAUCGGACUACCUUGGAAGGCGAUGUCGGUUAUUGGGAAGUUACCUAACCUUCAAGUUCUCAAAUUAUGGUGGGAUGCCUUCGAGGGAACUACUUGGGAUUUGGGAGAGGGGGAAUUCUCAAGCCUCAGACUUGAGGAAGUUCCUUCUAGCUUUGGAGACAUUUGUACCUUGAAGACCAUUAAUCUUAUUUCAUCUCCUAAAGUGUUAGACUCAAUGCGGGCGAUUGAGCGACAACAAAGAGAAGUUGGAAACCAUGACUUUCAUUUGUUCGUCUCAGACCAUGAUGACUAUGAUAGGUAUUCAUAG
Oldenlandia corymbosa var. corymbosa is the source of this 2739-nucleotide messenger RNA. The record is from the annotation of a GenBank genome assembly. Lineage: Eukaryota; Viridiplantae; Streptophyta; Magnoliopsida; Gentianales; Rubiaceae.